Molecule: messenger RNA, 321 nt
Organism: Lathyrus sativus (Indian pea)
Lineage: Eukaryota; Viridiplantae; Streptophyta; Magnoliopsida; Fabales; Fabaceae
Source: the annotation of a GenBank genome assembly
AUGGGUUCUUCUAGAGGUGAUUCAACAUCAUGGUAUUGUGCUAUACUUUUAUUGGGUAUGAUAUUAUUGGGAUCAAUAAGAGAAAGUACUGUGGCGGAAGGUGAAUCGUCAGAAGUAAGAGGGAACCAGUUUGGAGAUAACAAGGUUUGUGAUGAGAUAUAUGUCGUGGGAGAAGGUGAAACACUUCAUACAAUAAGUGAAAAGUGCGGUGACCCGUUUAUUGUGGAGCGGAAUCCACAUAUCCAUGACCCGGAUGAUGUUUUUCCUGGUCUUGUUAUUAGAAUCAUCACACCGACCAAUACUAAGUUUUUGAAAAGAUAA